This is a messenger RNA of Plasmodium vinckei vinckei, 4059 nucleotides long. RefSeq names its product vacuolar protein sorting-associated protein 3, putative. The record is from RefSeq and is a predicted model, not a curated record. The transcript is spliced from 3 exons. NCBI's taxonomy places the organism in Eukaryota, Apicomplexa, Aconoidasida, Haemosporida, Plasmodiidae. Gene Ontology annotation, cellular component: membrane; cytoplasm. The coding region runs from base 1 to 4059 and encodes 1352 amino acids. Gene Ontology annotation, biological process: autophagy; endosomal vesicle fusion; vesicle-mediated transport. Gene Ontology annotation, molecular function: protein binding.
AUGGAACUAUUUAAGGUUGAAGAUGUGAAAGCCCAGUUAAGUUAUGAAGUAACAUUAGCAUGUUCGUUUGAUGAUUACAUGUUUGUAUGUACUAUAGAUGGAUACAUAUAUAGAUAUCAAAUAAUUCAGGAUAAAGAAAGGAAUAGUAAUAAUAUAGAAUUAAAAUUUCUUGACAGUUGUUUAAUUAAAAAAGAUAAAAAGAUAAGUAAAAUAGUUAUAGUAGAAUGUGAUAAUACAUUUAUAUUAUUAAUUUUAAUUGAUGAUCAUAUUUAUUUUAUAAAAAAUACAAGUUUCCAUAAUUAUAAACUAAUUUCCAAAAAUAUAGACUUAUUUACAAUAAAUGAAAACAGACGAUUGGAAUUAUUAUUAUAUAGUCAAAAAAAAAAAAAAUUAUAUUUUUAUAAAUAUGUUGAUAAUAAUUACAAGCAAUAUAAAGAUAUGCAAUGUAUAGACAUUUUAACUUGCUUUUUAUGGAUAAAUAAUUCCUUAUUUUUAGUAAUAAAUAAAAAUUAUUAUUUACAAGAUUUAAAUAAUAAUAGAGUACUUUUGUAUUCUCACGAAUUUGAACAAACAUAUAAAUAUAUAACUUUAAUUAAUAUCCAUGAAAUAUUUAUUGUAUGUGAUUUAAAUAUUGGUGUAUUUUAUGAUGUUGAGACAUCUAUGCCCUCAAGAAAAAAUACAAUUAUACUACCAAGUAAUAUAGCACAAUUAAUAUCUUUCCGUUUUUUUUUAUGUUGUUUAAAUUCAAAGGGUGUACUAAACUUUUAUAAUACAAAUAAUCAACAACAUAUACAAACAAUAGAUAUACAAAAUGAAGUAAGUUUAGUAAUAAACUUUGCUAGUAUUGGAGGAAGGAAUAUGUUAGGGGAAUUACUUAACCUUGAAAAUAAUGAUGAGUAUGGUUAUGGUCCUAAUACUAAUUCAGGAUUUUCUCAUUUUGAUGAUCUAGGACAAGAUAAAAGGUCACCAAAAAAAAUGCUUAACUUUAAAGAAAUUUUAAACGAUACUAUUAUGACAAAUAUAAAAGGAAAUACAAAAAAAUAUGGAUCAAAUAUGUUAGAUAAUAAAAAUCCCAAAUAUGAAUAUAGUGAAUAUAAUAUUGAUGAAGAAAAAAUGGAAAUGGUAAAACUUUUAUCUAUGUCUGAUGAAAAUAAUUAUUUAAAAAAUUGUUUAUAUAUUAUUAAUAAUAAUUUUAUUAAAGUAAUUAAAUGGAUUGAAUUAUAUAAACAUUUACCAAAAUGUAUAGAACAAAAUAAAAUUGAAACUGGUUUUUUAUUGAUUGAAAAUAAUAAUUUUGAAAAUGAUAUGGAUAAAAUUAAUAUUUUAAAUGAAUAUAAUAAAGCAUGUGCAUAUUUUUAUUUUAAAAAAUUAAAUUUUUCACUUGCUUUUAUGCUUUUUGAAAAAGUAAAUAUUAAUAUAUUUUUCCUCUUAUCUUUUUGGGCAAAUUAUUUUAAUUAUUCACCUAAUCAAUCUGAUAAUGAAAAGGAUAGAUAUUCUUAUACUCAAGACAAAACAACUGAUAUAAAAAGUUUAGAAGAAAAUAUUAGCAAGCCAUUUAAACAAUUUUUACCAAUAAGGUGUACUAUUGAUGAAUUAAUAGAACGAGAAUAUUAUACCUACUCUCAAAAUGCCAUGAAAAAUUAUAUAGAUCCUCUUAUUAAUGAAGAUGAUAAUGAAUUUAUAGCAAAACAAAAAAUACUUAAUAUUGCUAACCUUUGCUUAAUAAAAUAUAUAUUGAAAAAGAGAGAAUUUUUUAUUGAAAAUAAAUAUGAUAUAAAAAUUGAUCGAAGUACUUGGGAAAGUAUAACAGGUACAGUAAAACAUGACAAUCAACAAGAUGGUGAAUCUGGAACUCAAUCUACAUCAACAGAUUACAUACACAUUGAUGAACUUAUUGAUAAUAUUCUUAUAAUGUUAAUGGUAAAUAAUAAUUAUAAAAAUUUUACUCAAUUUAUUAUGAAAACCCCAAAUUUAAAUUUAAAUAUAAAUGACUGUAUCCAAUAUUUAAAGGAAAAUCGUAAAUUCAUUGAAACUAUUUUAAUACACAUACGAUUUCAUAAUUUUGAUGUUGCAAUUAAAAUGUGUAUAUCAUUUUUACACUCUUACAAAUUGAAAGAAAAUAAUGAUCAGGAUGAUAUUUUUCAAAAUGAGUAUAUCGAAUGUAAAGAUAGUGAUAUGGAAUAUGAAAAAAAUGAAGAUCAAGAUAUGUGGUGGUGUAAAAUGUUAGACGAAAAAAAUUUUAAAAAUAAUAUAGAACGAAGUAAUACUUUUCAUUCGAUCCUAAAAGAAAUAUAUAAUGUUCUAAUAAUUUUAAAUGAUAAUGUUCAUUUAAUAAAUCUAGAACAAAGUGGAAUAAAAAAACUUUUUGAAUAUUCAUUCCCAUUUCUAUUAAAAUAUAAUGAAAAAUUAUUUUAUGAUUUUAUUAUAAAUAAUAAUUUGAUUUUACGACCUCAUGAAAUAUUACUUACAUUUAAAAAAUUACAAGACAUAAAAUUAAAGAAAAAAAUUAAUUACUACAUACAAAAAUAUGUAAUGAAUUAUAUAAAAUAUGAUAAAAAAAAUAAAAAUGUUAAUGCAAUUUUGCUUGAAUUGUACAUUAACGAUUCAGAAAAACCUGUACAAGUCAGGCAAAAAAAAAUAUUAAAAAUGUUACGCUCUAGCUACCCAGUUGAUACAAAUCACAUAAUUCAGAUGAUCGAAAAUAAAAAUUUUAAUUUGGCUACGGCAUUGUUGUAUGGAAGGGUCCAUAAGCAUUAUGAAAGCCUGGAAAUUCUUUGCGAUGAAGAUUUGAGAAUAUGUGAAAAGUAUUGUCACUAUUAUAGCUUCAUGUUGAAAAGUUUUGUAAAAGGAUUAAAAAAAGAAAAAUACGAAAGUAUAUUUUCUAGUAUUUACAACAAUGAUAAAACGAUAUAUCAAAAAUUGCUUAAUGAGAAACCCAAAAAUAAUGAUCAAUCAACAAAUGAUGAAUAUAAAAAAGAUGAUAAGACAAUGAAAAAGAAGAAGAAAAAAAAAAAAGAAGACAAAAUUGGCGAUGCAUUUAUUAAGGGUAUUAUUAAAGAAUAUCAUAAAUAUAGUUACAUAACAAUGAAUAAAAAUUCUUUGGAAAAAGUUAAAAAAUUAAAUAGUUUAAAUAAAAAGAAUGAUGAAAAUAUGCAGAAUAAAGAAGAACAUAUAAAAAGAGAAUAUGAUUAUAUGCUUCAUUUAAUUGGUAAUGAAAAAAAUAGUUCUAAUGAUGAUGAGAAUUAUGAUAUAACUAACUAUUAUGAUAAUAAUGAGUCAUGUAGUUAUUCUUCGCAAAAUACUGAAACCAAUGCAUCAACCAAUUGCCACCAUUUCACAGAUAUCGAAAGUGAAAAUACUACUGAUAGUUUGAAUAUAGAUUAUAGUGAUGAAAAUAAUAAUAUAAAUGUACAAGAACAAGGGUUUGGAAAAAAAAAAAAAAAAAAAAAUGACCGAGAAAUUUCUAUGAAGGGGAAAAGAUCUCAAAGUUCUAAAUCCAAAAGAAAAACUGAUAAAUACAAAAAAUUAUUAGGGAAUGUUUCCAAAAAUCAAGAUAUAGAUUUAUUGGAAUAUUUUCAUGUUUAUAAUGAAAACAACUGUAGAUCAUGCGGGUUUUUCUUUUUAUUUAUUAAAGUAUGUAUGGAUAAAUAUAAAAAUAAAAAUACAUGUGAAACAAAAAAAGAAAUAUAUAAAAAUUAUAUAAUCUAUAUUUUAAAUAAAUAUGCAAAUCAUAAUGAUUUAAAUAAUAUAUAUAUAUUUAAAAUGAUACCUGAAAAUUGGAAAAUAUCAAAAAUAUCAAAUUAUAUCAAUUUUUAUUUGCGAAAAAAAUUAAACACACAAACUAACCUUGAAAUAUAUCACAACCUUAUAAAGAGUAGUUACUUAAAUGCUACUUAUAAUCUUAUCAAAAAAAAAGAAGAAAAAAUUCUUAUACAGGAUAGCAUAAUUUGCAACGUUUGCAAUAGUCCUAUUGAAGAAAAGGAAUUUGUUUAUUUCUCAGAAACUGUUGUAUUACAUAUAAAAUGUGUAUGCAAAUAUAAUCCUCCCCAAUUGACAUAA